AUGUCUUCCUUGAGGUUGUUUUCAUCGCCCAAGGCUACUGCUCUGUUGAGCAUUGCCAUGCUGCUAUUGGCGAAUGGAGAACAGGAAGCGGCCGGUGGUUGCCGGUAUCAUUAUGAAGCCCCUGCUGCCGCUGCUGGUAAUGGUGAGCCCGACGAUGGAGAUGAUGACGACGAUAGUGCAGAUUAUGAUUUUGCCCCUGCUGCUUAA
Linum trigynum is the source of this 207-nucleotide messenger RNA. NCBI's taxonomy places the organism in Eukaryota, Viridiplantae, Streptophyta, Magnoliopsida, Malpighiales, Linaceae. The record is from the annotation of a GenBank genome assembly.